Schizosaccharomyces octosporus yFS286 is the source of this 1691-nucleotide messenger RNA. Its product is annotated as triacylglycerol lipase. Gene Ontology annotation, biological process: lipid metabolic process. The transcript is spliced from 2 exons. The coding region runs from base 1 to 1587 and encodes 528 amino acids. NCBI's taxonomy places the organism in Eukaryota, Fungi, Ascomycota, Schizosaccharomycetes, Schizosaccharomycetales, Schizosaccharomycetaceae. The record is from RefSeq and is a predicted model, not a curated record. Gene Ontology annotation, molecular function: triacylglycerol lipase activity.
AUGAAUUCGUUAAGCAGGUCUUGGCGAAGUAUAUGGAGAAGUGCGUCUACAGUUUGGCUGCUAGUUUUAUCGUUUUUCGAAUGGUUGUUUUCAGCGACCUCGAUUUCGCAAGCGCGUGGAUUCGAUCAUCGAAAAGGACAAACACUGUUAAAACGCGAUUGCUGUACUUGGGAAGAUUGGAAGGAAUUAGCAGCGACUGUGGAUAAGAAGUCUGGGCGUUGGAAAGCGAGAUUCGAUCCCAUUUCGGACAAGUACGACUAUUCCCUAAUUGAACGAUGCACCUCCACCUUGAAGCUUUAUCGAACGAAGGAGGAAGCGUAUCCCAUGCUCAUGUUCUUGCGUUCAAGCUUGUUGCGUAAUUUUGGUAAUAUUGGCGAUUCAGGGCUUUACACUGAAAAUUACUCAGGAACAAAAAUUUUAAUAGAAGAUUACGUACGAGAAGUAAAUCGCUGUUUGGAGUUUCUUUUUUUCACAAACAAGCUAUCCAUUGAGGAAAAACAUGGCUUUUAUUCUGCUGCGAAAAUAUCCUUCGGCACCACUUGCUUAUACUUCAAUGGUGGCACCGCCUUUGGGUUGUAUCACUUUGGCGUAGCAAAAGCCUUGUGGGAAAGAGAUCUGUUACCAAGAGUACUCGCUGGUUCGGCUUCUGGUGCGUUGAUUGCUGCUUUUGUAGGAGUGCAUCGCGAUGAGGAACUGGACGAUCUUUUUCAAACAUUCCCCAAUAAAUUGUGGGAGAUUUGUAAAAACAUUUCGAUGAUUGCUUCUUUUGUCCAUAAAUGUGUUGGAGAUUUGACUUUCCAAGAGGCCUUUGAGAAAACAAAUCGCGCGAUCAAUAUUAUAGCACCCCCAUCAGUCACUUCCGGUUCUCCUCAAGUUUUAAAUUAUCAUACAGCGCCAAAUGUUUUAAUAUGGAGUGCCGCUUGUGCCAGCAAUAGUUGGGCUGCGAUCUACCGAUCAACAAGCUUGUUAGCAAAAUCGCCGGAUGGCACUGUCGAAGUCUGCACUCCUGAGAAUUUUGUUUGGCCGUAUGCGAGCAUGCAUCACCCUACCCGUCCCAACCCUUACGCUAGAAUUUCUGACCUUUUUAAUGUUAAUCAUUUUAUCAUUACUCAGUCCCGUCCCUCCCUUUUCCCGACAUUUCACGACGAAUUAUACCAUCACACCCACACUGGCUAUACAUUAAAAAUGAUUCGUCUCUUUGGUUUGGAAAUGGCCUACCGUUUUCGCCAAAUGGACAUACUUGGCCUUUUACCUAUUAAAUUAAGACGCUUUUUAGUGGAUGACUUUAUCCCAAGCGCUUAUAUAACGCUCACUCCUACAUUCUCAUUUAGUGAUAUAAAGCAUGCCUUUACGAAGCCCUCUCUACAAGAUAUUCAGUAUUGGAUUUUGGUAGGCGAGCGUGCUACGUGGCAAGCUAUCCCGUUACUGCAGAUACGAUGCAAGAACGAGUUAUCAUUAAAUAACUACUGCGAGCAAAUAGGUUUUAGUAAAACAGCUAAAAUUCCUUUAGACUCUACCUCAACUCCAUUUACCGUGGCACUGGAGGAAAGCGAAGAUAAACUGUUAAGAAAUUUCAAAGUUAAGUAGAUACCUAUAUCUUUUUCUUCCUAUCAUAGAUUAACACUAAUUUAUUAUAUGAAAUCUAAUUUUUGACAUCUACAUUUAAGUUCUGUUCGUUUGGCUAAUUUAUG